Messenger RNA from Aspergillus calidoustus, 630 nucleotides. The record is from the annotation of a GenBank genome assembly. Lineage: Eukaryota; Fungi; Ascomycota; Eurotiomycetes; Eurotiales; Aspergillaceae.
AUGGAUUUGCCUCCGCUUUCCCUAGACCAGCUAUUUGCCGUCCUUUCCACUACGCUGACGCCAGUCGACCUCCACAGUAUUCUAUCUGACUACGAAGAACAAGCUUGUCUCAUAAGCCCAAAGGAAGUCGAGCUCUUGAGCGCAUUCUACACAAUAUUUUUCUUCUCUCACCUACUCACCGAUCAGAUUGAGGAAGCUCGUGCGUUAACGAAACGAAUGCCACAACCUAUUCUACAAACGGAUUCAAUACAGAACUGCUUACUCCUCCUCCGAGCUGUCUGGCAAAGGAAGUACACUUCGAUCUACAAGAUCCUUCGCGAGCUACCAUGGCCCGAACGAGCUCAAUCGGUAGUACAGAGCUAUGAGAAUCAUUUCCAGCAAAAGACGUUGAAGGAAGUGAGCAACUCGUAUGAAGCUAUCAGACCCGCGGCCGCUGCGACUUACCUCGGUCUCGACCCAAUGCUCGCCCAGCAAGGCGAUCAGGAAACCAUUCAGAGGUUUACAGCCUGCGGGUGGAGGUGGGACCCGGAGACGCAGCUAUUGCAUCCCAAGCCCGUCGUUUCCGCUCCCUCGAAAGAGAAUGGCCUACAGACAGAACUAUCCAGAGUCAUGGCGUUAAUCAGCCACUAA